UGUUCAAAAUAAUAUAUUUGUCAUAUUUUUCUAUGUGUAUAACGGCAAUAGAAUAUUCCAAAUUUGAUCAAGGCAUAUCUAAUGGAUUUCUUUCAGACUGUCCUGGAUCGACAAAACCUGCCACCAUUAAGCCAAAAUCCUUAGAACAACUAAAACUAGCCGUCCUCAGACCAGGCAAUGUACUAUUAGCACCAUGGACUGAAUACAAUUACUACCAAAUGAAGAAAUUACCCAAAAAUCCUGAAAUAGACUUCGCGAAAAAGACAGUUCUAUAUAUACCUGGAUAUAUUGAGACGAAUGUGCUCCCUGGUCCAAGAGUGAUUGGUAGUUUAUACAAGGAAUUGGGAUACAAUGUGAUUAUUCUGGACUACUUUUAUUUCACCAUAAAUCAUUUCCCACUGGCAGCACGCAUGAUACGGCCGGUGGGAAAACAUGUAGCCGAAAUGCUGGCUAAUCUAACAUUGCACGGGCUAGAUCCAAAAAAACUAGAGUUAGUGAGCUUCAGUCUCGGCGGCCACACCGCAAGCUUCGUAGCCAAAAAUUUCCGUCAAAUUACCGGCAAAAACAUCUCAGCUAUCACCGCUUUAGAACCACCUGGGCCUUGCUUCAGACACCUCGGACCCGACCAAAGACUGGACCCAUCUGACGCCGAUUUCGUCUUUACUGUACAUUCAAAUAUAGACGCUUAUGGCAUAGCAACACCUCUUGGACAUGUGUCAAUCUAUGUCAACGGGGGUGAAUACCAGCCUAGUGAUGUUUGGAGUGCACCUUGUCUGAUAUUUUGUAGUCAUUCGAAAACGUACUUCUUAUGGAUGUCGGCACUUAUAAAUCCUGGUAUUUUCGUGGCGAUGCAAUGUGAUUCUGUACAGCAGGCGAGGGAUGGGGAUUGCUACGAGAGGGAACCUAAAAUAUCGAACACUAUGGAUAUAUUUGUCGAUAAAAGUAAGCCGGGUAUAUAUUAUCUUCCUACAUUUAACCGAUAUCCAUACGGGCUGGGAACGAAAGGAUUGAAGAGGGAAGAAAACCAGAUCGUGAAGCAUUUGAAUUGGCUAAAUGCUAAAGAAGUGCUGACAAUGUAGGGGGGAUACGG
Messenger RNA from Cydia splendana, 1090 nucleotides. Its product is annotated as lipase member H-like. The coding region runs from base 33 to 1079 and encodes 348 amino acids. The transcript is spliced from 3 exons. Gene Ontology annotation, biological process: lipid catabolic process. Lineage: Eukaryota; Metazoa; Arthropoda; Insecta; Lepidoptera; Tortricidae. Gene Ontology annotation, molecular function: lipase activity. The record is from RefSeq and is a predicted model, not a curated record.